GCUGAUCAAACCCGGAACACGUCGCAAGCUAUCGUUGCAUCAGACGGCAGAGAGGCGGAGAGGACUCAUGUGCUGUGCAGUGUAUGCUAACUUAAGCUGACGUCUCUUUCUGUUUCAUUCAAAGAGAUGGCCACUCUCUACGUGUCCCCUCACCCCGAUGACUUCAGGAGCCUUUUGGCUCUCAUUGCUGCAGAGUUUUGUCCAUCCUCUCGCCCCAGGACCCUCACAGAGGACCCUCCUGCAUCCCUGAAUGCCCGCUCCAGACCGACCCUGGUGCUGGGCGCUGGGGAAGGUGACUCUGUCCUGAGCGGGGCCAGUGCUGUCUCCUGGUACCUGGCCUUACAGGGGAAGAGGGCUGGUGUUGAUACAAAGCAGCAGAGCCAGAUGUGGCAGUGGCUCAGCUUUGUAGACAAUGAACUCACCCCGGUGUCCUGUGCUGUGAUUUUCCCACUGAUGGGGAUGAUGGGAGUCGAUAAGAAGCUCCAGCAGAGUUCCCGUGCAGAGUUGAUGCGUGUUCUAAAGGUUCUUGAUCAGGCACUGGAACCGAGAACCUUUUUGGUGGGGGAGAGCAUAACCCUGGCUGACAUGGCUGUAACUACAGCUGUUCUUCUACCUUUUAAAUAUGUGUUGGAGCCAUCAGACAGGAAGGUCUUGACAAACCUUACCAGGUGGUUCACAACCUGCAUAAAUCAGCCCCAGUUCCUGAAGGUGUUGGGGAAGAUCGCUCUUUGUGAGAAGAUGGUGCCAGUUACACCAAAGACGAAUGCUGUUGCAAAAGCUGCUAAUGGCAGUCCUGCUAUUGAUUCUGCUGAUUCUGCAGCUAAUGGCCCACCAAAGACAGAAGCCCAGCUGAAGAAGGAAGCUAAGAAGAGAGAAAAGUUGGAAAAGUUCCAGCAGAAGAAAGAAAUGGAGGCGAAGAAAAAGACGCAGCCACAAACAGAGAAAAAGGCCAAACCAGAAAAGAAGGAAUUGGGAGUGAUCACAUACAAUGUCCCCACUCUCCCUGGGGAGAAAAAAGAUGUCAUCAGCCCACUUCCUGACUCAUACAGUCCUCAGUAUGUGGAGGCUGCCUGGUAUCCAUGGUGGGAGAAGCAGGGAUUCUUCAAGCCUGAGUAUGGGAGGAAGUCUAUUAGUGAGCACAACCCUCGUGGCAUCUUCAUGAUGUGUAUCCCUCCACCGAAUGUGACUGGAUCACUUCACCUGGGUCACGCCCUCACCAACGCCAUUCAGGACACUCUGACAAGAUGGCACAGGAUGCGAGGUGAGACCACCUUGUGGAACCCGGGCUGUGAUCACGCUGGCAUUGCCACCCAGGUGGUGGUGGAAAAAAAGCUGAUGAGGGAGAGGGGUAUGAGCCGUCACGAUCUGGGCAGGGAAAACUUCAUCCAGGAAGUCUGGAAAUGGAAGAACGAGAAGGGAGACCGCAUCUACCACCAGCUGAAGAAGCUGGGCUCCUCUCUGGACUGGGACAGAGCCUGCUUUACUAUGGACCCUAAACUUUCCUAUGCAGUUCAAGAAGCCUUUAUCCGCAUGCAUGACGAGGGAGUGAUCUACAGGAGCAAGAGGCUGGUCAACUGGUCGUGCACACUGAACUCUGCCAUCUCUGACAUAGAGGUGGAUAAGAAGGAGCUCACCGGCAGGACUCUGUUGCCAGUGCCUGGUUACAAAGAGAAAGUGGAGUUUGGAGUUUUGGUGUCUUUCAGCUACAAGGUAGACGGAUCAGACGAGGAAGUGAUUGUGGCCACAACUCGUAUUGAAACGAUGCUGGGAGACACUGCUGUAGCCGUCCACCCUGCUGACUCCAGAUAUCAGCAUUUGAAGGGAAAAGUGGUGCUGCACCCCUUCUGUGACCGCAAGAUGCCGAUUGUCUUCGACGACUUUGUGGACAUGAGCUUUGGAACAGGUGCUGUCAAAAUCACCCCAGCCCAUGACCAUAAUGACUACGAGGUUGGAGAGAGACACAAUCUGGCCUUCAUCAACAUCUUGGAUGAGAACGGCCUGCUCAUUAACGUGCCUCCCCCCUUCCUGGGGAUGAAGCGGUUUGAGGCCAGGAAGGCAGUGCUGCAGGCUCUCAAGGACAGAGGCCAGUUUAUAGAGAUCAAAGACAACCCUAUGGUCGUCCCAGUCUGCAGUCGUUCCAAGGACAUCGUGGAGCCACUGAUGAAGCCGCAGUGGUAUGUGAGCUGCACAGAUAUGGGCAAGCAGGCUGCAGACGCUGUCAGAGAGGGACGGCUCAAAAUCAUCCCUGAUCACCACCUCAAGACCUGGUUCAACUGGAUGGACAACAUCAGGGACUGGUGUAUCUCUCGGCAGCUGUGGUGGGGUCACCGUAUUCCUGCUUACUUUGUCACUGUCAGCGAUGCCUCCGUGAAACCAGGAGAGGACAUGGACGGUCAUUACUGGGUGAGUGGGAGAUCGGAGGAGGAGGCCAGAGAGAAGGCGGCAAAACGCUUCAACGUGUCUGCUGAGAAAAUUACCCUCAGACAGGAUGAGGAUGUUCUGGACACUUGGUUCUCAUCUGGCAUUUUCCCCUUCUCCAUCUUCGGAUGGCCUAAUGAGACUCAGGACCUCAAUGUGUUCUACCCCGGCACCUUGCUGGAGACGGGCCAUGACAUCCUGUUCUUCUGGGUUGCUCGUAUGGUGAUGAUGGGCCUCAAACUGACUGGCAAGCUGCCCUUCAAAGAGGUUUAUCUGCAUGCAGUGGUGAGGGACGCCCACGGAAGGAAGAUGAGCAAAUCUCUGGGAAACGUCAUUGACCCUCUGGACGUCAUUACAGGGAUCUCCCUGGAGGGUCUUCAUGCUCAGUUGACAGACAGCAACUUGGAUCCACUGGAGGUUGAGAAGGCAAAGCAGGGCCAGAAGUCAGACUACCCAAAUGGCAUCCCAGAGUGUGGCACAGAUGCUCUCCGGUUCGCCCUGUGUGCCUACACUAGCCAAGGAAGGGACAUCAACCUGGAUGUCAACCGCAUCCUGGGUUACCGUCACUUCUGCAACAAACUGUGGAACGCUGUGAAGUUUGCCAUGAAGACACUGGGAGACAACUUUGUACCAUCAGAGAAAGCCCAGUUGUGUGGAGAGGAGAGUGUCUCAGACAGGUGGAUUCUGUCUAGACUGAGUGCUGCUGUCAGUCUGUGUGAUGCCGGCUUCAAGGCUUACGACUUCCCAGCCAUCACGACCGCCAUCUACAACUUCUGGCUGUACGAACUCUGUGACGUCUACCUGGAAAGUGUGAAACCAGUGUUCAGCAAAGCAGAGGAAGACAGCAGCAGCCAGAGACAGACGCUGGUGUGCAGACAGACCCUUUACACCUGCUUAGAAGUCGGUCUUCGCCUUCUGUCUCCCGUGAUGCCCUUCGUCACUGAGGAACUCUACCAGAGGUUACCACGACGACGACCUCAGUGUGACCCCCCCAGCAUCAGUGUCACAUCCUACCCUGACACCGAGGAGUUCUGCUGGCACAGCGAGGAGGUUGACCGCGACAUGGACUUCACAAUGACUGUGGUCAAGACCAUCCGGUCACUGAGGGCUGACUACAACCUGACCAAGACCAGAGCUGACUGUUAUCUGCAGUGCAUAGACCCUGCGACUGUGUCCCUGGUGCAGAAGUACACUCUGCAGAUUCAGACCUUGUCUUAUUCUCAGGCCAUCAUCCCUCUGACAGCCAACCAGCCCGUCCCAGAGGGCUGUGCUGUAGCCAUUUCCUCUGACAGAUGCACUGUCAACCUUAUGCUCAAGGGUCUCAUCGAUGUGGAGAAGGAAGUGGCUAAGCUAAUGACAAAGAAAGGUGAUUUGGAGAAACAGAUGGAGAAACUGAGAGAGAAGAUGGCAAAGAGUGACUACAAGGAUAAGGUGCCAGCGAAGGUGCAGGAGCAGGAUGCUGAGAAGCUACGGCAGAGCCAAACUGAACUUGAAAAAGUAAAAGAAGCCAUGGACAACUUCAGGAAAAUGAUGUAACUUUCCCCUUAGCAUUUAUGUAAAUCAGGACUUAUUUCCACUUUUUUCAUGUCAGUGUAUUAAUUUUCACAUUCAUUUUCCAAGUUCAUUGUAGUGUGGAGGGAAUUCAAUAAAGCUCCUAGAACGGAAUUGUCUUGAGCAGUGUAUUGUU
Chelmon rostratus (copperband butterflyfish) is the source of this 4105-nucleotide messenger RNA. It is a transcript of the gene vars1, whose product is annotated as valyl-tRNA synthetase 1. Bases 127 to 3954 code for a protein of 1275 amino acids. Gene Ontology annotation, biological process: valyl-tRNA aminoacylation. NCBI's taxonomy places the organism in Eukaryota, Metazoa, Chordata, Actinopteri, Chaetodontiformes, Chaetodontidae. Gene Ontology annotation, molecular function: aminoacyl-tRNA deacylase activity; ATP binding; valine-tRNA ligase activity. Gene Ontology annotation, cellular component: cytosol; cytoplasm. The record is from RefSeq and is a predicted model, not a curated record. The transcript has 29 exons.